Messenger RNA from Gaeumannomyces tritici R3-111a-1, 1393 nucleotides. RefSeq lists its product as hypothetical. The transcript is spliced from 4 exons. The coding region runs from base 226 to 951 and encodes 241 amino acids. NCBI's taxonomy places the organism in Eukaryota, Fungi, Ascomycota, Sordariomycetes, Magnaporthales, Magnaporthaceae. The record is from RefSeq and is a predicted model, not a curated record.
GGCAAAACGUCAUCGCCUCCUUUUGUUCUCUUAUCACUCCUCACGAUCGUCGCUCAAUGCCUUCCUAUCGCUAGCCCAAACGAUCGGUACUCGGUCUCGCGCCUUCUUGCCCGCGGCACCAAGAGCCCGAAAUUCAAGGUCUGCGGCGUAUUCCCCACCCCAUCCUUCACAUACCCCAGCUCCAGCGAACUUGGGGUCACAGUCAGGGCAUAUGGACCAAGGGCCAUGCGCCUGGCUGGACACACCCAAUUUGGCAGGAUCGAUACUAGGAGUGUUGUACAUGGUCAGGGACUCACCAAGUACUUCGCUACCGAGCACAUCCUGGAGUACCAGGCAAUGUUCUCCAGUCGUGGCUUCUGGGGGAUAGUUCUAACCAUGCCUGACCCAACAAACCGUCGUCUCAAGUUUGCGAAGAAGACGAUCUUGAUGAACGGCAACAAGAAAGAGUUCAAGAAAAUGGUGAUAGACGAGUAUGGACCGGGUUUAGACGAGAUGACGGUCGAUGGGAUCAAAGGCCGCCCCAUGCAAAUCCUUUCCUACGGCUACCCUAACAGCAAGUACCACCGCAGCGGCCUUGUGUUGCUGGACCAGCCUACAAAUGGACUCAAGGAAACGAUAAUGUCACCAGGGAAGAAGGCACCGAGGACAGAUGAGACUAUAAAUCGAUACAUAAACAACCCGAAUAUCGCAGCGAAGGCGUUUUUCGUUCUUAAACACAUGAUGUUCGCCAUGGAAUAUAUGACUACUGAGGACAUUUAUCGGGAGUACAUCAAACAAGUUUUGAGAGAAGCAAAGUAUAUGCAGAUAUCGAAGACAUCCUGCCAAGGAGCAAGGGGCGCGCCACCGGCACCGAAGGAGUCAAGCGUGGACGAUAUUGAUUCAAAGCUCAAAAAUAUGAACAUUGACAACACGCCAAGCAAGCCACCGCCAGCCGCAAUCCCGAUCGACUAAAAGCAAUCCUUCGGCACUGCAGAGUUGGAGGAAUUUUCUGACGUACUCAGGAAAUAUCUCACUUCCAAAUGGAUAGUCGGCCGAUGCGAGACGUGGAUGGGAACAAGCAAGCCUUAUGGCUGGACGCCACCGUACAAGGGUGGUUCUGGCGGCGACGGCCCUGGAGGUGGUGGAGGGGGCGGUGCCACGGAUAUGCCUAGCCAGCCCAACCUCAAGGGCGACAAGGGUGGCAGCAGCGGAAGCACAGGGGGCGGCGGUAAGGGCGGCGGCAAGGGCGAUGGAAAAGGCCAGAGCGCCCGAGGAAGUCCCAAUCCUCCGCCGACUAACCGUCCCGCGGACAGCGCCAGAAGCAAGAAGAACAAGAGCAAUGACGGAAGCAGCGGGAAGCCGUGAGUGGGUUGGCAUCACCGGACGGUUGUCUAGCCGGGUUGAGUUGGGAGCG